AUUUUAAAAUGUGCCGUUUUUAAUAUUGAACAAUUGUGUCGGCAAGUACUCGGUUAACGCAGUUAGGAGUAGCUAUGACUGAAAUAAAAACCCACAAUGGACGCUCGAAGUGGGCGUCACCUUUGGCAAGACAGUGCUUCGUGACAUCUGGAGUUGCAUUAAACAUGAUGAACCAUAUGAUGGUGCUGGGAUUCCCCUCAGCUCUUCUGCCACAACUUAGAGAUAAUCAUUUUAUUGAGAUUGAUGACACCUCCACAUCUUGGAUUGUAUCUGCUGUUGGCUUCGGACUUAUCACUGGCAUGUUAUUGGUGCCUAUUAUUGCUGACAAGUGGGGAAGAAAGACGAUAAAUCUCAUAGCGGCCAUCACUAGUACAUUAGGAUGGGCAAUAAUUUGCUCAGCCACGGCUACACACACGUUCAUAACAGUCAGAUAUAUCCAAAGUGUCGCGAACGGUCUCACCGCGAUCAUAGGGCCAGUUCUAGUCGCAGAGUGUACAAGUCCAAUAAAUCGUGGUGCUUUCUUAGCGACGUUGACCACAUCGUUCGCGGUUGGAAUAUUUCUUGUGCACAUAACAGGAUCAUGUCUGUCAUGGCAGAAAUCAGCUUUAAUAUGUGGUUGUAUAAGUUUUGUAGAUAUCGUCAUAAUAUUUUUCUCACCAGAAUCUCCUUUGUAUUUAGCUAAAAAAGGCAAAUACGAGGAGUGUAAACAUAGUUUUCGAUGGCUUAAAGGCGAUAACGAGAACGAGGAGCUAGAUAAAACGAUAAAGAAAGCGAUAUCGGAAAGAGAGCAAGUGGAUGAAGCACGAAGGUUAUCAAGUACUUUAAAUUGGACGAAGAAAAUUCUCAAUAAAUGUGUUACAACAUUGAAGAGGAGGGAAUUUUACAAACCUGUUAUUAUUAUGUUGCAUCUUCAAGGUAUUAACGUGUAUUGCGGAGUAGUUUUAUUCGACGUCUUUGCUAUAGAUAUAUUGCAUACACUUGUUGGUUCAGACGUUAAUAUUCCAUUAAUAUUGUCUUCAUUGGACUUACAAGCUAUAAUUACAAAUAUAUUAUCAAUACUUCUCGUGAAGAAGUUCAGAAGGAAACGUGUCCUAAUGUUCUGUGUCUCGCUAACUAUCACAGCAUAUCUGUUGAUAUCUGGCUAUUCGUAUUUAAGAAUGGAAAAAAUGUUGCCAUUUGAUUAUCCUAUUGUUGGCAUUGUACUGAGUCAUUUGCAUUUAGCCGCUAUAUAUACUGGUUGUGUUGCAAUGCCAAACAUAAUAGCAGGCGAAAUAUUUCCUUUUAAAUAUAAAGGUAUCGGAGGAAUGAUCUCUCAGAUCAUAUUCUCAACAAAUCUCUCCAUAACUUUAAAAGUGCUACCAUAUUUAUUUUCAUCUAUAGGACUGCCAGGUACUUAUGGUGUUUUAGUGUUACUGCUCAGUUACAGUUUAACAGUUUCCAUUAUCACACUACCAGAAACUAAAGAUAAAACUCUCCAAGAUAUCGAAGAUAUAUUUAGAGGCAGCAAUAAUAGUAUUGAUCAGAAAAUGGAGUUAAACGAAUUAGUAUAGUAAAAAGUAAUAAUGUUUUAUAUUUAUUGAUUAACAUGUUUAAUUAAUGAUUA
Messenger RNA from Galleria mellonella (greater wax moth), 1603 nucleotides. Its product is annotated as facilitated trehalose transporter Tret1-like. The record is from RefSeq and is a predicted model, not a curated record. Gene Ontology annotation, molecular function: transmembrane transporter activity. The coding region runs from base 75 to 1550 and encodes 491 amino acids. The transcript has 4 exons. Lineage: Eukaryota; Metazoa; Arthropoda; Insecta; Lepidoptera; Pyralidae. Gene Ontology annotation, biological process: transmembrane transport. Gene Ontology annotation, cellular component: membrane.